CUAAAAUCUAACCUACUAAUUCAAAUGUAAACAAUCGCCCAAUAUCUUUUAUUGUAUUUAACGUUAAUUUGAUAUUUUUAUUCACAUAUAAUACCGAAACAUUCCUGUAGUUUAGUGAGAAAUUACUUGGGAUUUUGUCGGGGUAAUUAUAAGAUUAAUUUGAAGAAAAAAAUGAUGAGAUAACAAGUUUCGCCAUAAUUGGAAAUUGUAACAUUUAUUAAUUGCCUACUUAUUAAACAUGAAUAUGGAAGGAAAACCAUCGAAAAAAGUAGCUCUUUUAACAGGAAUUACGGGGCAAGACGGCUCCUACCUUGCCGAAUUCCUGAUCAACAAAGACUAUGAAGUCCACGGCAUUAUUCGGAGAGCCAGCACAUUCAACACAAGACGAAUUGACCAUCUGCACGACGAUUUAUUCGCUCACAAAGGUGGCAGACUCCAUCUCCAUUACGGCGACAUGACCGAUUCGAGUUCGUUGGUGAAGAUCAUAUCGAAAAUCAAACCGACGGAAAUCUACAACCUAGCUGCACAAAGUCACGUCAAAGUCUCCUUCGAUUUGAGCGAGUAUACUGCCGAAGUAGACGCGGUCGGUACACUGCGACUAUUGGACGCAAUUAAGACUUGCGGCUUCGAGAAGGUGACGAAAUUUUAUCAGGCCUCCACGUCGGAAUUGUAUGGGAAGGUGGCCGAAGUGCCACAGACUGAAACCACCCCGUUUUAUCCCAGAUCGCCUUAUGCAUGUGCUAAACUGUACGCUUACUGGAUCGUCGUUAAUUAUAGGGAGGCUUAUGGUAUGUUUGCGUGUAAUGGUAUUUUGUUUAAUCAUGAAAGUCCCAGGCGAGGAGAGACGUUUGUUACCAGAAAAAUUACAAGGGAAGUGGCCAAGAUCCACUUGGGAUUAUCGCAGUUUUUGGAACUGGGUAAUCUAGAUUCCAAAAGAGACUGGGGACAUGCUAAAGACUACGUUGAAGCUAUGUGGAUGAUGCUACAACAAGAAUCACCAGAUGAUUUUGUAAUUGCGUCCGGGGAAACGCACAGCGUUAGAGAAUUUGUGGAGGCCGCUUUUAAGUAUGUGGGAAAAGAAAUUGUUUGGGAAGGGGAAGGUGUGGACGAAGUGGGUAAAGAAAAGGACACCGAGAUCGUCAGGGUGAAAGUCAAUCCUCGAUAUUUUAGACCAACUGAAGUUGAUUUAUUGCUUGGAGACGCAACAAAGGCGAAGAAUAAGUUUAAUUGGACUCCAAAGGUUUCAUUCUCAGAUUUGGUCAAAGAUAUGAUGGCGUCUGAUAUAGAACUGAUGAAGAAAAAUCCCCUUGCAUAAUUAUAUGCAUUUUUCUUUUGUAUUUAGUGUUAUAUAUAUAUAUUUGUAUUUUAGAAUAUUAUGUAUAUUAAAUAAGUUUUAAAUUUGUUUCAAUUUUUUAUAAUAAAUUACUUAUUUUAUCUCGGGUUUAAAUAUACAUAUAUAAAUUUUGA
This is a messenger RNA of Aethina tumida (small hive beetle), 1467 nucleotides long. It is a transcript of the gene Gmd, whose product is annotated as GDP-mannose 4,6 dehydratase. The record is from RefSeq and is a predicted model, not a curated record. Gene Ontology annotation, molecular function: GDP-mannose 4,6-dehydratase activity. Gene Ontology annotation, biological process: GDP-mannose metabolic process. NCBI's taxonomy places the organism in Eukaryota, Metazoa, Arthropoda, Insecta, Coleoptera, Nitidulidae. The coding region runs from base 239 to 1315 and encodes 358 amino acids. The transcript has 2 exons.